CCAGGGGGACGGGGAUGCGCUACCGUCGCAAAGACAUAAUGGAUAUUAAUAUGAAUCUAGGGCCAAAGGCUUUAUCGAAACUCUUUAUUUGGAAACAUCUAUAAUGUUCGGUUAUAUUCAACUGCGCAGUGUACCGUACAUUUCAAAUAAACAGAAAUAAAAUCAUGAAGAGGACGGGAUUUGGAGGUUGGAAAUGGCACUUACUCUGGCUCAUGCGCUUCUUCCUUUUGUGGAAUAACACAGAAGCGCAGACACGGUAUACAAUUCCAGAGGAGCUUAAUGUGGGUUCUGUUGUUGGAAAUAUCGUUAAAGAUUUGGGCUUGAAAAUGUCAGAGAUUUAUGAUCGUAAAUUGCGAAUAGUCUCCGAAGCAGGUAAGCAGUAUUUCAGUGUGGAUUUGAGAAAGGGCGAAAUGGUGGUAAACGACAGAAUCGACAGGGAGAAGCUUUGUGGACAAAAUACAAAUUGUUUGCUGCAACUAGAAGUUGUAAUCGAGAACCCUCUUCAGCUUUAUAGAGUGGAUGUAGAAAUUCAGGAUAUCAAUGACAAUUUCCCACAUUUUCAGUCAAAGGAUCGCGUUUUGAAAAUAGCAGAGUCUACUGUUCCCGGUGUCCGUUUCCCUUUAGAGAGCGCACAAGACCCCGACGUUGGCAGUAACUCAUUAAAAUCAUACUCAUUAAGUAGCGACGAAUGUUUCAGUUUGAAAAUAAAGGAUCUUGGAGACGGUAGAAAAAUACCAGAACUUGUUCUAGAGAAAGCCCUUGACCGCGAGAAGAAGGCUGUGCACCGUCUAUUAUUGACUGCCCUGGACGGUGGAAAUCCAGUUCGGUCUGGAACUUCACAGAUAAACAUUACGGUGCUCGACAACAAUGAUAAUAAUCCAGUAUUUAAAAAAUCAGUAUACAAGGUUGCUGUUCCAGAGAAUACUCCAAAGGGUACGUCUUUUCUCAAGGUUGAUGCAAUGGAUUUGGACGAGGGCCUAAAUGGCGAAAUACAGUAUUCCUUUGGGGAACAUACCCCUAAUGCUGUUCGUACAUUGUUUCACAUUGAUCCAGACUCCGGAGAAAUUACUCUAGUUGGGGAGCUGGAUUAUGAAAAUAUCCCCAGUUACAAUAUAGAGAUCAGUGCGAAGGACAAGGGUGUGCCUGAGAUGGAGGGCCACUGCACAGUUCAAAUAGAAGUAUCUGAUGUGAAUGACAAUCCUCCUCAAAUAGUAUUGACUUCUCAGCCAAAUCCUGUACGUGAGGACGCACCAAGUGGCACCGUGGUAGCUUUGAUUAGCGCACGAGACAUUGAUUCCGGUGCCAACGGACAGAUCGUGUUGCAAAUUCAUCCGGAAUAUCCUUUCAUACUGAAGCCGUCUUUUUCUAAUAGCUAUUCUUUGGUAACCAAUGGGGUUUUAGACCGGGAAGUGUUCCCUGAGUAUAACAUAGAAGUCAUUGCAUUUGACUCUGGUUCCCCUCCUCUGAGCAGCAAAACUAUUGUACCUGUUCGUAUUCUUGAUGUUAAUGAUAACCCACCAGUGUUUUCUGAUACUUCCUAUAAUGUAUACUUAACAGAAAAUAACAUCCCAGGUACUCUAAUAUGCUCGGUUUCAGCCUCAGACUUGGAUUUCGGACAAAAUGCCAAAAUAACCUACUCUAUCCUGGACUCUAAGAUUCAGGGCGCUUCCAUAUCGUCUUACGUUUAUAUUAACUCAGAGAACGGAAGUAUUUUCAGUAUGCAUUCAUUUGACUACGAGAAAAUGAAGAUGUUUUCAAUUCUGGUGCAGGCAAAAGAUCAAGGCUCUCCAUCUCUAAGUAGUAAUGCUACUGUUCAUGUUUUUAUUCUGGAUAAGAAUGACAAUGCUCCAGUUGUCAUUUAUCCCUCUGCAGUCAUGGGCUCUGUCUCUCAUCAGAGAAUGCCCCGGUACGCAAAGGUAGCACACCUCGUUACUAAGGUAACGGCAGUGGACGCUGACUCAGGUCACAAUGCUUGGAUGUUCUAUAGGCUUUUGGAAGCUACGGACAUGUCUCUGUUCAUUGUCAAUCUACAUACAGGGGAGGUGAGGACUAAACGCUCAGUUUCCGAGCAGGAUGACACCUCUCAGAGAUUACUUAUAGAAAUAAGAGACAAUGGAGAACCAGUCCAGUCAAGCACAGUCACUGUGGACAUACUGUUAGAGGAGGGACUUCAUGAGCCCGUUUCAGACAUAGAUCAAAGAAGGACUGAUGGCACCAAAAAAAGCUCUAAAAUCACGUUUUACUUGAUCAUUUCUCUGGCUGCAGUGUCGGUGUUAUGUUGUCUAACAUUUGUCAUUUUACUCGUGAAAUGCGCUAGAAAUGGCAACGGACGGACGAGUUGUUGCAUCAGACGAUCAGAUACUGAUGGAUACAAAAAUCCCAAUAGAAACCUCCAGAUCCAACUCAACACUGAUGGGCCUAUAAAAUAUGUGGAGGUCUUAGGAGGUGACAUGUUGUCUCAGAGUCAGUCCUUCGGGUCCUGUCUCUCUCCAUUGUCAGAAUUCAGUGACUUUACUCUCGUUAAACCCAGCAGCACCAUUGAUUUUAAGGAUCUAAACGUGCUUGAUGCGUCUUUGCCAGACAGCACGUGGACGUUCGAGAGUCAACAGCAAAAGCCCCCUAACAAUGACUGGCGUUUACCCCCGAACCAGAGACCUGGACCAAGUGGCCAGCACAGGUACCACACCAUGCAGCAGAGAUGGACUCCAUACGAGAGGGCCAGAGCUGGAGCGCGUCCUGAGGAGGCAGGUGUUGUCUCAGGCACUGGACCCUGGCCCAACCCCCCUACUGAAGCUGAACAGCUCCAGGCUCUGAUGGCUGCUGCCAACGUGAGUGAAGCUACCGCAACUCUGGGUCCUCGCUAUAACGCCCAGUACGUCCCCGACUACAGACAGAACGUCUACAUCCCGGGCAGCACCGCCACACUGACGGCCAAUCCGCAGCAGCAGAUGCCCCAGCAGGCCCUGCCCCCGCCCCAGGCCAUGCCCCCAGCCGAGCCCCCAAAGGCUGCCCAGACCCCUGCCAGCAAGAAGAAGCCAACCAAGAAGGACAAGAAGUAAGGCGGGCGUAAUCAUUAAUGUCGCUAUCGGAGGCCGUGUUCCUGGAUCUGAGCUGUUCUCCUUUGAUGAUCUGUCAGAGUUUCCCUUGUUAGAUUAUUAGAUCCUUUAAGUUGUGAAUUAGUGAUGACACGCAUCAUUUUAACAGAAGAGGUUUUGUUUUAAAGUUCUAAUCUUUGUGUUUAGUAAGCAAUGUAUAAGUAGUGUAUAUUGCUACUAAUCUAACUUGUUCGCUAUGGUAGAGGUUUUUGUUUUUAUAGAGCUUUUUGUUUCCUUUGUUAAAGUAGGACUUUAAUAGGCAUAAUAGACAACUAAAAGGAGAUGUGUUCAGAUUCCAGGUGUAAUUCCAAAACGAGUUAAAAAUGGGUUUAAAGGCCUAGUGCUGUAAAAUAGUGCGACCAGAAAAAAGGAAAAGAAAAAACGUAUAAAAAAACAAACAAACAAACAAACAAACAGACAAAAAAAAAAUCUGUCCAUCUUUUUUUCAUGUUAAAGCUUUUUUGUGAUCCGUUUAAAGUAGAUGCUUCAUGUGAUUACAAGAAUGAUGCUGUUAGAUUAUUUAAGAGGAAGUGCCAUAGCUCCUAAACCAUUUUGCAUGAUCCACUUUUACCAGAAAAUUAAGAUGAAGAACUAUGCAGUCAAACAAAGGAGAAAAAGAUAUGACGGAAAAUGAUCUGGUUAAGUCUAAAGCUGAUGUCGUUUGUAGAAUAAGAGAACCACUGGUAGGAUUUACAUUGUAAAACCCCACCAUUCUUUUGAAAUGUAAUCAUUCGAAUAGUACAUAUUAGUACAGAUUGAAUUGUUAUCAGGUUCUCUCAUUACAUCAUGAUAAGCCACUAAGUGUGUAUCUACAGAGAGCAGAGUUUAAUAUUAGGUUUAUGAUUUUACAACAUUUGUCCCUGUUACAUGAACUUUACUCUGUAAUGGAUGCUUUAGACCUGUUUUAAAACAUGAAAAGCAUUUUCCAAACAUUGAAUCAGUGUUGGUUUAGUAUAAAAUGGAUGUUGUACAACAGUUUGAGUCAAUCUGACAGGGUCUGUGUAGUCUUAGUGGAUGGGACACGUGACAGAACCUUGGAAAAGUGCUUAGGGAGGCGGUUUGUGGGUUGGUGGGUGUUAAACUCCCUGCCUAGUAUUUGGGGAUGAUAAAAAAAAAAGGAUAGGAGGUGAUUGGAUAAACAGUGUAUGCUAAAUUGUGUUGAAUGAACAAUCGUAGAAUUUAAUCUAACCAAUAGCACCAACAUGAUUCUGCACAGUAGUCCAAAAAUGCCACUGAGCUCACUAAAUGAAAUGCACUGUUUUUAGUUGAUGAUUAGUCUUUUAUGUGGAAGUUCCCAAACUAACCUCUGCAAGAAGACAGAUUGGAAUGUUAUGAACACUCUCCUUGUUUCAGUAUAACCCCAAAUGCACCAACCCUCCACUCCAGUGUAUAUAAGAGAUGUAACCAGUCUGUAUAAACUUUAGAGGCACACAAAGCCAGCUACUACUGGAAUGUUUCCCUGUUUUAAUUAAAAAAGAAAAACAAA
Molecule: messenger RNA, 4581 nt
Organism: Chanos chanos (milkfish)
Lineage: Eukaryota; Metazoa; Chordata; Actinopteri; Gonorynchiformes; Chanidae
Product: protocadherin gamma-C5-like
Exons: 5
Coding region: 165-3059 (964 amino acids)
Biological process (GO): homophilic cell-cell adhesion
Cellular component (GO): plasma membrane
Molecular function (GO): calcium ion binding
Source: RefSeq, a predicted model, not a curated record